CACAUGUGCGAUGGCUGCUGCUGCUCCUGGCUGUGCACUGUCAUGCGGACAUGGUUGUGAAUGAUAUAUGGAAUGCGUUCAGGGGCAUCACCAAUGACAGCGCCUUGCUGGCGCACAUAAUACCGGAAAUGUAUGGAGCGAGCAUGCGUCAAGCGAAUCCAACCUUCUCAUUCAAAAUGCCCAAUAGCCAGCGCGAUGGCUUUGAGCUGUUGACAAUGCAGCGAUCCGACUUUGCGGAACCAAUCUUUCCCAAUGUCACAACGAUACCACGAGCAGCUGCACUCAAGUCCAAUCUGGGCGAAUGGCAGCAGCUGGGCCUGCCCGGCUGGACAGGUGAAUUGCAGCCUCCGCAGGCAUGGCUGGAACAGACACUCAAGUAGGUAUCCUCACAGCUGACCUAUCCACAGGCAGACAUUUUGCUGAACUUGAAGUCCCAACAGCUAUAUGGACAUGUUACAGAUAUACGUGUUGUAACGCCUAACCUGGCGGAAGCGCAGCGCGAGGAUCUGCUGAACGGAGAGAAUGUGUAUAUAGCGCGUGCCAACGAUCCCUUUGGUUACUCCAUGAAGUGGGCUUUGAGCAAUGACACCCAACCGGCCAGUGAUCGCGGCAAACGGGAUGUGGCCAAGCUCUACUCCAUGAUCAAGUGCUCCACGAAUUGUGAUCCAUUGAUCUACAAGGGCUACGGCUGCUAUUGCGGCUUUGGCGGCCAUGGAGUGCCCAACGAUGGCAUCGAUCGCUGCUGCCGUCUGCACGACAAGUGCUACGGCCAGAGCAACUGCAUCUCCUAUCUCGAAUACUUUGUGCCCUACGUGUGGAAGUGCUAUCGGGGCAAGCCCCUUUGCGCCAUCGAUCACGGUGAGUGGGGUGGCCCCGAUUCCUGUGCGGCUCGCCUGUGCCAAUGCGACUUGAGACUCUCGCGCUGCUUGCGUAAGUUUUAUUGCCCGACUCGACGAGCCGUUUGCCACUCCUCUCGCUCCCGAAGACUGCAAAAUCUGAUAUUCUUCGAUUGA
This is a messenger RNA of Drosophila hydei, 1013 nucleotides long. RefSeq lists its product as uncharacterized. Lineage: Eukaryota; Metazoa; Arthropoda; Insecta; Diptera; Drosophilidae. Gene Ontology annotation, biological process: arachidonate secretion; phospholipid metabolic process; lipid catabolic process. The transcript is spliced from 2 exons. The record is from RefSeq and is a predicted model, not a curated record. Gene Ontology annotation, molecular function: A2-type glycerophospholipase activity; calcium ion binding.